Daphnia pulicaria is the source of this 1104-nucleotide messenger RNA. Its product is annotated as vegetative cell wall protein gp1-like. The record is from RefSeq and is a predicted model, not a curated record. The annotation marks the transcript as partial. NCBI's taxonomy places the organism in Eukaryota, Metazoa, Arthropoda, Branchiopoda, Diplostraca, Daphniidae. The transcript has a single exon.
GAGCCUGAGCCUGAGCCUGAGCCUGAGCCUGAGCCUGAGCCUGAGCCUGAGCCUGAGCCUGAGCCUGAGCCUGAGCCUGAGCCUGAGCCUGAGCCUGAGCCUGAGCCUGAGCCUGAGCCUGAGCCUGAGCCUGAGCCUGAGCCUGAGCCUGAGCCUGAGCCUGAGCCUGAGCCUGAGCCUGAGCCUGAGCCUGAGCCUGAGCCUGAGCCUGAGCCUGAGCCUGAGCCUGAGCCUGAGCCUGAGCCUGAGCCUGAGCCUGAGCCUGAGCCUGAGCCUGAGCCUGAGCCUGAGCCUGAGCCUGAGCCUGAGCCUGAGCCUGAGCCUGAGCCUGAGCCUGAGCCUGAGCCUGAGCCUGAGCCUGAGCCUGAGCCUGAGCCUGAGCCUGAGCCUGAGCCUGAGCCUGAGCCUGAGCCUGAGCCUGAGCCUGAGCCUGAGCCUGAGCCUGAGCCUGAGCCUGAGCCUGAGCCUGAGCCUGAGCCUGAGCCUGAGCCUGAGCCUGAGCCUGAGCCUGAGCCUGAGCCUGAGCCUGAGCCUGAGCCUGAGCCUGAGCCUGAGCCUGAGCCUGAGCCUGAGCCUGAGCCUGAGCCUGAGCCUGAGCCUGAGCCUGAGCCUGAGCCUGAGCCUGAGCCUGAGCCUGAGCCUGAGCCUGAGCCUGAGCCUGAGCCUGAGCCUGAGCCUGAGCCUGAGCCUGAGCCUGAGCCUGAGCCUGAGCCUGAGCCUGAGCCUGAGCCUGAGCCUGAGCCUGAGCCUGAGCCUGAGCCUGAGCCUGAGCCUGAGCCUGAGCCUGAGCCUGAGCCUGAGCCUGAGCCUGAGCCUGAGCCUGAGCCUGAGCCUGAGCCUGAGCCUGAGCCUGAGCCUGAGCCUGAGCCUGAGCCUGAGCCUGAGCCUGAGCCUGAGCCUGAGCCUGAGCCUGAGCCUGAGCCUGAGCCUGAGCCUGAGCCUGAGCCUGAGCCUGAGCCUGAGCCUGAGCCUGAGCCUGAGCCUGAGCCUGAGCCUGAGCCUGAGCCUGAGCCUGAGCCUGAGCCUGAGCCUGAGCCUGAGCCUGAGCCUGAGCCUGAGCCUGAGCCUGAGCCUGAGCCUGAGCCUGAGCCUGAGCCUGAGCCU